AUGGCCGACGCCUUCACAUUCUUGCCCCUCGGGGCCAUCAUCCAGAGCUUCACAGUCAACGGACGGAACAUUGUGCAGGGAUUCGACACCGCAGAUCAAUACGAGAGUCAUAACCAGCCGUAUUUCGGUGAGACGAUUGGACGCGUGGCCAACCGUGUCAAGGGCGGCCGAAUCGACUCCCUCAAUGGCGGCAAGACGUACGAACUCGACGUCAACGACCGCGGUAACACGUGCCACAGUGGUAGCAGCUGCUGGGGCAAGAAGACGUGGACGGGUCCCAUGACAGUCUCGACGCGCGACAUGGCUGGUGUUGAGGGUCUCACUGACGCCAAGAGCUUUUCCUACAGCUUGACCAGUCCCGAUGGCGAAGGCGGCUUUCCCGGCACGGUCGAGGUGACGGCCGUGUAUACUACAGGCACCCAAAAGGGCGCCGCCCCCAAUGGCAAGGACGUGUCAGUCCUGGGGAUUGAGUACGAGGCACGUCUGGUCGACGGAGCAGACGAGACGGCCAUCAACAUGACCAAUCACUCGUACUUUAAUCCGGCGGGAGCUCCCACAGCCCCGACAUGUGAGGGCACCGUCAUCACCCUCGCUACGAACCAGCAUCUCCCUGUAGACGAGACUGCCAUCCCGACGGGUGGUCCCGUCCCCUUCCCCGGUCUCGACACGAGCAAGCCCUUUACCAUGACACCCACAGACCCCGACGUGGACCACUGCUUCGUCAUCGACACGGGUCCGUCCACGAUUCCCAUCGACACACGCGGCGGUCCUCUGCGGGUCAACCUGAGUGCCCACCACCCCAAGACGGGGGUCAACCUCGAGGUCCUCAGCACUGAACCCGCCUUCCAGUUCUACACGGGCGGCUUCAUUGACGUGCCUGCUACGGGAAAUCUGCCUGCGCGGGCGGCCCGCUCAGGCUUCUGCUGCGAGCCUAGUCGCUGGAUCAACGCUGUCAACGUCCCCGAGUGGAAGAAUAUGGUUCUCCUGAAGAAGGGGGAGACGUACGGCACGCGCAUCGUGUACAGGGGGUGGGCGGACUAA
Geosmithia morbida is the source of this 1041-nucleotide messenger RNA. Its product is annotated as aldose 1-epimerase. NCBI's taxonomy places the organism in Eukaryota, Fungi, Ascomycota, Sordariomycetes, Hypocreales, Bionectriaceae. Gene Ontology annotation, molecular function: carbohydrate binding; aldose 1-epimerase activity. The coding region runs from base 1 to 1041 and encodes 346 amino acids. The record is from RefSeq and is a predicted model, not a curated record. Gene Ontology annotation, biological process: glucose metabolic process; beta-D-galactose catabolic process via UDP-galactose, Leloir pathway. The transcript has a single exon.